Messenger RNA from Hansenula ciferrii, 903 nucleotides. It is a transcript of the gene ATP10, whose product is annotated as Atp10p. Bases 1 to 903 code for a protein of 300 amino acids. Gene Ontology annotation, cellular component: mitochondrial inner membrane. The transcript has a single exon. Gene Ontology annotation, biological process: mitochondrial proton-transporting ATP synthase complex assembly. Lineage: Eukaryota; Fungi; Ascomycota; Saccharomycetes; Phaffomycetales; Wickerhamomycetaceae. The record is from RefSeq and is a predicted model, not a curated record.
AUGUUUCUUCAAAGUACAAACGCUGCUGCUAAGAUACCCAGCACAAGGUUAUUUUCAACUUCAUCAACUCAAUUCUUCUUGGGGAAACUUAACAAACAAAUACAAGCCACUACACCAAAGAAACAUGUUGUUGAACAAUUACAAAAACCACUAGGUGUGAUAGAACAACCAAAAGAUACUGAUAAUCCAGCUUCUGAUCCAAGAAAUCUUAAACAAAAAUAUAGAGAUUUCAUGGAUCCUGUUAAAAAUCAAGCAAGACAAGAAGAAUUACAAAAAGAAAUGUCAAGAUCUGGGAUGUAUGAUGUUUAUACUUAUAGACAAACAAAGGGUAAAAUGUUUUUAUCUCCACCAUCAUAUUGGAAAGCUGAAAAGGCUUUAUAUUUCCCAAAUUUUUCAGGUGAAGGCUUAUCAAGCUCAAAAAUUAGAGGUACAACUUCAACUUUAAAAGGUAAAAUUUCAGUUGUUAGAGUUUUCACUUCACAAGUUGCAGAAGAUAGUAUAAAGAAAUAUUUCGAAUUAUUAGAUGCCAAUUAUUUGACCAAGCCAGGUUAUGAACAAUUUUUGAAAGAUCAUCCAACUUCACAAUUUGUUGAUAUAAACGUUACAGAAAAUGCAUUUAAAGCAGCAUUUGUUCAGCUUUCUAAAUCUGGUAUUAAGAAAUCAUUACAUGAAAAGAGACAUGAUAAUUAUUUCAUUGUCCCAAGAAAGAGUUUGCAUAUCGAUCUAAGAGAACAAAUCCAAUUAUUAAAUCCUUACACUGGUUAUAUUUAUGUUGUUGAUCAUGAAGGUAGAAUUAGAUGGGCAGCUUGUGGUCAACCAGGUGAAAAUGAUAAAAACGUCUUAUGGAGAACCGUUAGAGGUUUAGAAAAAGAAUACAAAGCUUUGCAUCCAACAUCAUCAUAA